AAAUACGAAUCUUAAACUUAAGUGAUUCAAAAUAAUAUGAAAUAAUUGAGACCCAGAGUUAUCAGACAACUGUUUCAAUAUUUUUCAAAAUAUUUCAAAAGCUAUGCAUAGACUCCGUGAAACUUUCCGGAGAAGACAGCCUACUCUCGAACAACAGGCACAACAUCACCACCAACUGGUCAUUGAAAGACAACAACAACAUCAACAACAAACACUCUAUAAUGAGUACAAUCAACGACAAAAUGAUACUCAAGAGCUCAAUCAGACACCACAACACCAUCGACAGCAACAACAACUUCAACAUACGAUUGUACUUAAAUUAAGAGAUGUAAAGAAUCCAAACGAAUCGGUAGAUAACGAGGAUGAGCUGUCGAUACAACAAAUCACAUUAAAUGUGCCUCAAGUGGGACAACACAGCAAACAAAUGAGAAGUGUUUCUUUCGAUGAGAUCCGACUCAAGGAGUCUGUAAACAGUUCAGACAUUGACACCGACAGCAAUAAGUUGAAUGUUCCCGAGUCUGGCACACGAAGUGUUAGGUCACGAUCUUUUGAUUCGGCCACUGCUCGUACCAUAAAUGAUAGUUUACCAUCAAGUCAUACACUAGAUGUUCCCAAAUGGAAAUUAUUAAUUAGAAGAUCAUCUUCUGGUUCAUCAAGUGGUGGUUCAGGUGCGGGCUCUUCAUCUCCUUUUACGGGUUUUAAGGACUGUCAUCAUUGCUCUCUUAUGGAAGAAUAUUUAAAAGCUAUAUCAUCUCCUCCUCCAUCCAAAUCCGGUUCAAUUAGCUCUGAGGGUUCAUCUGUUUAUGGCGAUGAUAGUGAAGAUAUAUCGGAUACCGAUAGAAACGGUUUGACGUCUUGUCAGAACACGAGUUAUGAUUUGGAUGAGUUAGGAGAGUGUGAAACCAUUGAACCAUUAGAAGGAUUACCUAUUGUUACGUUAUGUCCGCCGCCAGACAUAACAGAAAUUCAUAUUCACGAAGAAGAGGAAGACACUGGAAGUGGCAUAACUGUAGUGUCAUUAGAGGUACCCGUAUUGACCGGUUCUCGAGAGCAUAGAUCUGCUUCUGUAGACUCGCCAUAUCUGCUACAAGUGCCCAAAAGGAAUGACAUAGAAGUUCUUGAAACUGGACCUAAAGCCCAUCGAUCGCGUUCAGUGGACAUAGUAUUGCCGACAAACCCGGGCGGACCUUAUCUUAUAAUACCACCUCACAGACACUCUCCCAUCACUACUAAGAAGGCUAUUCAGGGAGAGAUCAAGAUAUCGACCGAAAGUGGAGAGACCCGCACUUUACGGAGUGCUCCCGAUUGGGGCGAAUCGGCUAUUAAUGCCGACCAUCUUUGGGUGUCCACCAAUGCCUCGGGAGAUAUCUGUUAUGUCGGAGAAAACGAGUGUUCGAAACAAGGUCCUCGACUAUGUUGUCCGGCCUGUAAGAUAACGGCCCACACCGGAUGUAUAAGCAUUUUGAUCGAUAAAAUGAAAUUUCAUUGUAAACCCACUUUCAAAGAUGUCGGGGUCAGACAGUAUAGAGAACAAACUGUGAUACAUCACCAUUGGGUGCAUAGACGACAUCAAAAGGGAAGAUGCAAACAGUGCGGCAAAUCGUUUCAAUCAAAACUUUCAUUUGGCAACAAAGAGAUUGUGGCCAUUUCUUGCUCGUGGUGUAAAACGGCGUUUCAUAAUAAAGAAAAUUGUUUUAAUAUGCAAAGGAUUGGCGAGAAUUGUCCCCUCGGUAUUAAUCAAGACCUCUUAGUCCCCCCCUCUUGGAUCGUCAAACUUCCCCGAAGGGGAUCUUUCAAGUCAUCGAUAAGACGAUCACCAAAAACGAAGAGAGCUUCUUCCAAGAAACGGACAAAAAAGGAUGAGUCGACGCCUCCUAAUGUUACCGUUGAUAAUAGUUUGCACCACAGUCUUCACGCACUUUAUGGUACAUCUGUACCGCCAAACAAAGAGAUGGUUGGCCAGCACAGGAGUUUUGCCAUUAAGCCAAUCCCCUCAUCGACAUCUAAGCCAUUACUAGUGUUUAUAAAUCCUAAAAGCGGUGGAAAUCAAGGCUCAAAAUUAAUGCAAAAGUUUCAAUGGCUUCUAAAUCCUCGUCAAGUGUUUGAUCUCUCACAGGGCGGUCCUAAGUUAGGCUUAGAGUUAUAUAAAAAGGUAAAUAAUUUACGGAUUCUUGCCUGUGGUGGUGACGGAACAGCCGGUUGGGUGCUAUCAGUGUUGGAUGAAAUAGCUAUAUACCCACCUCCACCACUUUCGGUACUACCAUUAGGUACGGGUAAUGAUUUAGCCCGUGCUUUGGGUUGGGGCGGCAGUUAUACUGAUGAGCCGAUCUCGAAAAUACUUCAAAACAUUAAAGAUGGAGAAGUGAUACAAUUGGACCGUUGGAAUCUUAAAGUUGAACGAAAUACAAGUAUAUCUCCCACUGAACUGAACCCUAAAGAAGAUGAGGGCGCCAAACAUGAACUUCCACUAAAUGUGGUCAACAAUUACUUCUCCAUUGGAGUGGACGCACACAUAGCCUUAUCAUUUCAUGAGGCACGGGAGGCACAUCCCGAACGAUUCAAUUCUAGACUGAGAAAUAAAAUGUUUUACGGACAGAUGGGUGGCAAAGAUCUAUUACAACGCAAAUGGAAAGAUCUCUGCAAUUAUAUUACAUUACAGUGCGAUGGAGUCGACCUAACCUCUCGUCUCAAAGAACUUAAAGUGCAUUCCGUCUUAUUUCUCAAUAUUUCGAGUUACGGGGGUGGGACCAGACCCUGGGGCUCUAGUUCACCAUCAUAUGAAACUCCCCGGACUGACGAUGGACUCAUUGAAGUUAUUGGUUUAACUACAUAUCAAUUGCCUCUAUUGCAAGCUGGAGGACACGGCACGUGUAUUGCUCAGUGUAGAAGUGCUAAAAUAAUAACCACACGUACUAUUCCUAUGCAAGUGGAUGGUGAACCCUGUCGUCUCCUACCAUCGAUUAUAACCUUACAAUUGAGAAAUCAAGCAAAUUUGAUCGCCAAACCAAACCGCCACAAUCCUAUCAAAUAUGUUCCUACACUUGAGAAGUUAACAAUAAAAGUGCGAAAAUUGAAUUUAAAUGACUACGAGACCUAUCAUUACAAUAAAGAUAAACUUAAGGAAAUAUCACUUCUAUUGGGAACGUUGUGUAUCGAUCAGAACCUGGAGUUAGUUAAUGUUAGGACUAAAAUCAAUGAAUUAAUGCGAGAUAAGGACUAUAGUGUUAUGCAGUCCGGUACUGAUAAUACCAGUGUCACCACAAAGUUUGUAUCGCAUGACUGGUGUUUCGUUGACUCCUGUACAGCUGAGCGCUUCUUUCGCAUAGACAGAGCUCAAGAACACUUGCAUUUUGUUGUCGACAUCUGUAACGAUGAUCUUUUCAUUCUUGAUCCGGAAAGUCCUCCCGAAGAUAAAGACGAUAUUGAUUUCUUUGGUACCAAUCCUGAACUUAUAACACAUCGUCUUAUAAAUACACCAAAUCUGUCAUCUAGUGAUGAUAGUCUUGUAGGAAGUUCAUCAACUUAUGACAACCGGUUCUCAAAUAAAUUCACUCCUAUUAGUAUUCCUCAAGAUUUCUCUCAAGACGAGGUCUUACAUGCGGCCAAAUUAGGUGACCUAUCAUUACUCAAACAAUUACAUCACAAAGGGAUCAGUCUUUUGGCAAUUGAUAACAAAGGAAAGUCAGCACUACAUCACGCCUCACAUUAUGGUUACGAUAAUAUCGUGAGAUUCCUAUUGUCUGCCGCAACGCCAGAUCUGAUUGAUUUGAUUGAAUCGGAAAGAGGACAGACAGCUCUGCAUACGGCUGCUGCACACCGACAGCACACCAUCUGUACAAUGCUUGCCUCUUAUGGCGCAUCCCUUUUCAUACUUGACAAACAAGGACUGACACCAAAACAAUUAGCGGCCAAAGCAGGUGAUGACCGUCUGGCGGCAGUUCUCGAGCAUUUCGAAAAAUAUAACAACUCUAUGAAAGACAGAGAAACUCAAGUAUAGGAAUGUAUUGAUAAUACUAUAGGACUGGCAAAUAGAUAACGAUGUGAUAGAAACACUCGACACUCAAUCGACUAUUGACUAUUGACUACUCGUUUUUGUGCCUCUAAUACAAUAUAUACACAUUUAUAUUAUUCAUAUCUAAGUCAUUCAUUAAUCAGUCAAUCAUACAAUCAAUCAAAAUAAUUAUUUUUUAUUUACAAUUUCAUUAUUUUAUUUAUUUU
This is a messenger RNA of Oppia nitens, 4218 nucleotides long. RefSeq names its product diacylglycerol kinase zeta-like (gene rdgA). The coding region runs from base 104 to 3997 and encodes 1297 amino acids. Gene Ontology annotation, molecular function: protein binding; ATP-dependent diacylglycerol kinase activity. Gene Ontology annotation, biological process: diacylglycerol metabolic process; intracellular signal transduction; lipid phosphorylation. Lineage: Eukaryota; Metazoa; Arthropoda; Arachnida; Sarcoptiformes; Oppiidae. The record is from RefSeq and is a predicted model, not a curated record. The transcript is spliced from 14 exons.